Molecule: messenger RNA, 2199 nt
Organism: Myotis brandtii (Brandt's bat)
Lineage: Eukaryota; Metazoa; Chordata; Mammalia; Chiroptera; Vespertilionidae
Exons: 6
Coding region: 98-859 (253 amino acids)
Source: RefSeq, a predicted model, not a curated record
GCCGGAAGUGGGAGGGCGUAGUCCCUCCCCUCCGUCCCGCCGGAAACCCGAGCUCCGGAAGAGAGGUUCCGGGCCGGCCUGGCCUGGCGGUGGCCCAAUGGAGACCGACACUGAGGACCAGCGAUCGGCCAGGCACCCGACGCUGGCCUCUUCCUGGGACGCCGCGUGCGGGGCCCUGGACCGGAGCCUCCGUGUCCUCAGAGCAGGUGCCCUGAGCGCCACAUUCAAUAGGAAGCCAUUCCGGGGGCCGAGCAAGAUCUGCGACCUGGUGAUUCUGAGAAGGAGCCAGAAGAGCCCAGAUGAAAAGCCCUGCUUCCUCUCCCUGAGCUGUGACCCCAGUGGAGGUGAAGGAAUCGUUUCUGUUGGCAUUUUAAGUUCAGCAAGAAAUAUGGAAGUGUACUUAGGAGAGGAGUACUGUGGCACCAGUAGGGGCAGGAGUGUUGGUAAUGUGCUGGAUACCAGUGAACAUGAAAAGAUUAUUUUGUACAAAAAAUGUCUAAAAUUGGAGUCCGCUGCACAUGCUUGUAAAAUAAAGGUAAGUCAUUGUCAUUCCGCGUGGCCGGGACACGUCCCCACGCCCAGCGAAGGCGGCCUUGGUGGCGGGAUGGGAGAGCCGCCCGCCUGCUCCUACUUGGAAAAGAUUCUGUCCAAGAACCUGGAGCUGAUGGAGAGGAGGCUGACGGACUACCUGGACGAGCGGCUGCGCGCCCUGCAGGAGCACGUGGAUGGCAAGGUGGCGCUGCUGGCCCACCUGCUGCAGACACACCUGCUGCAGAGCCCCGGCUCCCCGCCCCCGCCCCCGGGGAUGCCGCUCACGCGCUAUGACUCUGGGGACAGACUCUCCAACGGAGAGAGAUAGGCGCUCCCGUGCGCCGUGCAUGCAGAUAUUUAUUACCUAUUUAUUACAACGCGACCCAAAGCUCCGAGCCAGUGUCGAUGUCAUUGGAGGAUCAGCAUCCUACUCGCAUCAAGUGACCUCAGCGUUCAUCCCUGUGCUUGUGGCGUGACCCCCGUGACGUGACCCCCGGGCUGCAUGAGAGUGGGUGACCUUCCCUGUGCUUGUGGCGUGACCCCCGUGACGUGACCCCCGGGCUGCAUGAGAGUGGGUGACCUUCCCUGUGCUUGUGGCGUGACCCCCGUGACGUGACCCCCGGGCUGCAUGAGAGUGGGUGACCUUCCCUGUGCUUGUGGCGUGACCCCCGUGACGUGACCCCCGGGCUGCAUGAGAGUGGGUGACCUUCCCUGUGCUUGUGGCGUGACCCCCGUGACGUGACCCCCGGGCUGCAUGAGAGUGGGUGACCUUCCCUGUGCUUGUGGCGUGACCCCCGUGACGUGACCCCCGGGCUGCAUGAGAGUGGGUGACCUUCCCUGUGCUUGUGGCGUGACCCCCGUGACGUGACCCCCGGGCUGCAUGAGAGUGGGUGACCUUCCCUGUGCUUGUGGCGUGACCCCCGUGACGUGACCCCCGGGCUGCAUGAGAGUGGGUGACCUUCCCUGUGCUUGUGGCGUGACCCCCGUGACGUGACCCCCGGGCUGCAUGAGAGUGGGUGACCUUCCCUGUGCUUGUGGCGUGACCCCCGUGACGUGACCCCCGGGCUGCAUGAGCGUGGGUGACCUUCCUUGUGCUUGUGGCGUGACCCCCGUGACGUGACCCCCGUGACGUGACCCCCGGGCUGCAUGAGCGUGGGUGACCUUCCUUGUGCUUGUGGCGUGACCCCCGUGACGUGACCCCCGGGCUGCAUGAGAGUGGAUGACCUUCCCUGUGCUUGUGACGUGACCCCGUGCCCGAGUGUGAGUGUGAUCGGGUCAGGAGUUAUUUUUGUUUGCAGAGUUCAUACUUCUGUGUUUAAAUCUUUAAAAUAUUUAAGGAUUUCUGCUAUAGUUCUUUGGUGUGUAUUGUGUAUGUAUUUGAAGUAUGCACUGUUUUAAUUUAUGUAAAGACCUUAUAUUUUAGGGAUAUGGGGAGAAUGGUUAGAGUAUUUUGGUUUUUGUUUUCCUAAUUGAUUGUUCUUGGAAAACCAGGCACUUAAGACUUGCAGCCUUUAAUUUCAGAUCACGGGUUAUAUUUUAUAUUGUUCUUCUCAGUAAGAAAUUAGUUGUGUUUGGCAUUUGUAAAAUUAGUGUCCAUUGGGGCCAUUCGUUUUAUGUUCUUUCUUAUUGUGGCUGUGGAAGGAAAGUAAAAUCAAAACUGGCCUCUUU